ACCCACCCAAAUUCAUCAACAUUUCAACCCAAAGACGCAACCUCUUAUCUUCAAUAUUCGUCUAAACUCUUCUCAAUCCAAUACGAUACCCUCAAAUUUUCAACAACCAAUUCUCAAGUUUCGAUUUGAUCGCACACUUCAAUCGGUUCAUCAAACUGGUUUUGUUUCUUGAUUUUGCAGUUCUUGAAACAAAAAUGGCUAAAGGGUUCAGGCAAGAACAUGAAUUCUCAAAGAGGCAUGCAGAGGCAUCAAGGAUUAGGGAGAAAUACCCUGAUAGAAUUCCGGUGAUUGUGGAAAGGGCCGAGAAAAGUGACAUCCCUAACAUCGACAAAAAGAAGUAUCUCGUCCCAGCGGAUCUUACUGUAGGGCAAUUUGUCUAUGUGAUCCGUAAAAGAAUUAAGCUGAGCGCUGAGAAAGCUAUAUUUAUUUUUGUGGAGAAUGUCCUUCCACCCACAGGAGCGAUAAUGUCUACGAUAUACGAUGAUAAGAAGGAUGACGAUGGAUUUCUAUACGUUACCUACAGUGGCGAGAACACGUUCGGGUCCAUUCUGUCGUGAUCUCUCUCUCUUCAUUUUACGCUAAAUAAACUUGUUGCUUGAUCGUAAUUCGUAUAACUUGUACAGUUGUUUCAUACAUAUUUUCUACCAAAAGUGUCGAAUUCUAUCCAUUGAUCAAUAACAUAGUCGAUCAUUUAUAGUUUAUGUCGUAUGCUUUUUAUUCUUACCUUUUAAGAACACGUUAAAUACAACGUUCGUAAGUAUCUCGACAUGUAUGUACAAAAGACAAAAAUCAUCAUUUAGUAAUUUAACUCUUGUCGUCUC
Messenger RNA from Cynara cardunculus var. scolymus (artichoke), 821 nucleotides. RefSeq names its product autophagy-related protein 8f-like. The record is from RefSeq and is a predicted model, not a curated record. The coding region runs from base 195 to 557 and encodes 120 amino acids. The transcript is spliced from 6 exons. NCBI's taxonomy places the organism in Eukaryota, Viridiplantae, Streptophyta, Magnoliopsida, Asterales, Asteraceae. Gene Ontology annotation, biological process: cellular response to nitrogen starvation.